Molecule: messenger RNA, 288 nt
Organism: Lolium rigidum
Lineage: Eukaryota; Viridiplantae; Streptophyta; Magnoliopsida; Poales; Poaceae
Product: small polypeptide DEVIL 6-like
Exons: 1
Coding region: 64-288 (74 amino acids)
Biological process (GO): negative regulation of cell population proliferation
Source: RefSeq, a predicted model, not a curated record
AGCAAAAAGAGAGAACUCAGAACACAUUGUAGAUACAGCUUCAGAGAUCAGAAGAAACAGAGGAUGUGCCUGGAUGACAAGUGGAAGCUGUCCAAGAAGGGGAACCAGAGGUCGGCGGCAGUGGCGCCGGCGGCGUCCACCGGCAGUCCAGUGGGCCUCAAGGGCCGGACAUCGAAGGGCUCGGGCAGGUCGGUGCCGGGGCGGCUGGCGAGCCUGGCCAGGGAGCAGAAGGCCAGGCUCUACAUCAUGCGGCGGUGCGUCACCAUGCUCGUGUGCUGGCGCGACUAG